This is a messenger RNA of Cyphellophora attinorum, 3807 nucleotides long. RefSeq lists its product as uncharacterized. Lineage: Eukaryota; Fungi; Ascomycota; Eurotiomycetes; Chaetothyriales; Cyphellophoraceae. Bases 1 to 3807 code for a protein of 1268 amino acids. The transcript has 2 exons. The record is from RefSeq and is a predicted model, not a curated record.
AUGAAGGAUUUCAGCCUUGUCAGGGAUAGCAAGAGUACCAGGUUUCCCCAUGACUUUGUCAAAGAGCUGGAAAAGAGACUGCAGGGCAUACUCAUUGGCAGGGAAACACGGCAGGAGUACAAGGAGCCUGUCACCAAGAGGUCGUUCGCCAUAUUCCUGAAUACACUGUCGGACCCUUCAUUCAAGAAGCGCAUGGAAGCAGAUCGGAGAGUUGAAGACCUGGUCCUAAUAUUCUUCUCCAACGCUACCAAGGAGUUGCAAAAGGGGAAGCCACCCGGAGAUGAUGGCGUGAAGCGCUUGGUCGAUCGCCAUGUGGCACUGUUCGUAAGGCUACUGAGUUCGAUAUUGAAGGAGAAAGGCUGGAAUCAGGACAAGCCUGAAUUGGCGACGAGAUUGGCAACGUUGGAGAAGAAGCUACUCAAGCACGACGAGGACUUGACCUCACAGAAUGGAACUUCCAGCCUGGUUGAAGAGGUUGUGCCUUUGACGUACGAAGUCAGGGAUAUGCCUCUGGUACAGGUCGUUGGACGAGUCUUCGGAAUGCGCAAUACGGCGCUGCAAUCCGAUGUCGACAAAUACAAAUCACAGUGGACAGAGAAGGCUGCAUUACAGGACUUGAAGACGUAUCAGACGCACCUGAACACUGGGUCAAAGAGGACGCUGACGGCUGACGACUUCGACACCGCAGAUGCAUUCGAAGCAUGGAAGAAGUCUGAGGCCCCAGAUCUAUCUCAGAUGAUGCUCGCCAUUAUACAGGUAAAUCCAGAGCUCGCCAAGGUUACGGCCCAGGGCACAUUACCACAGUUCAAUGCUCAGGCUGGAGAGUCUGCUGCCGACAAAGCAUACACAGACAUGUCACGAGCACUAUCCAACGAGCAAUCGUCUUCUUAUGUUCUGGAUCUACCAGACCUCAAUGGCCUCAGUCUCAUGGAGAACGGUGAGGAUGACUCAAAACAGCCUGACCUGCUAUACACCUUUAUUCCUGCAGAUCCGCGAGCCAUGUACCGAUUCAUCAUGCUUACUGUCCUAAACUUCGACCUGAAUGAUAAGACAACUGCAGAAGACGGGACAGCUUCGUCGAAUCAGAUCUUUUCCAAGCAGUCGGCGGAGUUCUUGAACGAAGUCGCACUUCGAUGGCGGAUACCAAAGUUCAGCAGAAUAGUCAUAUUUCUCGAUGUGAUCCGCGAGAAGUAUCUUGCUCAAGAUUUGUCCCUCGACAUGCUCGACGCAGCAUUCAAUUACGUCAAAGAUCCUCCAGAAGAAGAUCCGAAAAACAAGCGAGCUUCGAUUAUUAUGAGUGCACCAGCAUACUUCGCAAGGAACAACUGGACUGUUCAAGACUUUGCACAGAUGCGAAAGCUGCUGGCGGAUGCAGAAUUGCAGCGGCUGGGCGCAAUCAUGACUGUCAUUGAUGAUCACAUACGGGAGGACCCGAGCUUCAGCGAAAGCAAAGAAGGCUUCGAGCAGUUCAAGCAGUCUGCAAGCCAAGGUCUUGAAAACAGUGCAAGAGACAUCUAUCAGCAAUUACUGGAAAAGCAGCUGCCCACAGAGCCGGAGCAGUGGGAGUUCUUCCAUGUCCAAGAGCUUGCAAAGGCCGUUCUCAAGCUGUGUGAGAAGAUCCAAAAACGCUUCAAGCGCAAUCCAGAGAUUCUGAGCAUCAAUCCGCUCAUGCUGUUAAUGGGAGUCAUUCUGCCUGCAUUCGCCGAAGACUCGAAAGCUCUGGUCGAGUCAGUAUUAAAAGCUGCUCAGGACAAGAAUCUUGAAAUUGGUAUUCAGGACGGCUUCGACCUUUACAAAGAGCUGAGCGACUUCAGGCGAGUACACGGCGACGCCUUACCUCGAGUAGCGUUCCCAUACAAGAUUGAGGAACUCUUGGCUGACUUUGUAUGGCGAUGGAUCCAUGCUACGGAGCAGCAAGUACUUGGCUGGGUCGAGAAUGCCGUAAAUCAGGACAACUUCAAAGUCCGGACGCAGGAGGCCGGACAAGUCCCAACGGAAGAUCAACGGCACAGCGUUUCAGUCAUUGACAUCUUCAGAUCGUUCAACCAGGUCAUCGAGCAGAUCGCCGCACUUAACUGGGACGACGAUCUGACCUAUGCUAAGUUCAUGACUUCUGUAUCCAAAGCUCUUGGAAACGGCAUCGUCCGCUAUUGUGAACUCGUUGACACUCAGUUCACCAAGGAGAUGGAUCGCUUAACACCUGAACAAGAGGCAGCAGCUAGCAUGACACGCCAGGAAAAGUGGAUGCAGAUGGCCAAAGACACCUGGAACAAUGCUGCUCGAGUAGAGCCCUUCAACUUCUAUCCAGAAUCGUUUGUGAAGCUCAACAACAUCUCCUUCGCCAUAUCGCAUUGGGAUAAACUGGAGCAGGAAAUCAACGUCGACGCGUGUGCGGAUGUUAUCAAGCAGUACAAUCCGCCUGCCAUUAACAAGCCGCGCAAGACCACGAACUACGUCUUCACCAUUAAGAUUGUCGAAGCCGAAGAUCUCAAGGCCUGCGAUGUCAGUGGCUUCAGUGAUCCCUAUGUUGUGCUUGCGGACGAGUAUCAGAAGCGCUUGUCCAAGACGCGCAUCAUAUAUCGCAAUCUCAAUCCUCGAUGGGACGAGUCGGUCGACAUCUCGACUCAAGGACCGCUGAACCUGAUCGCGACUAUCUGGGAUUGGGAUGCUGUUGGUGAUCAUGACUAUGUUGGUCGCACGUCACUGAAAUUGGAUCCGGCACAUUUCAGCGAUUUUCUGCCGCGAGAGUAUUGGCUUGACCUUGAUACACAGGGCCGACUUCUGGUUCGAGUCAGCAUGGAGGGCGAAAGAGACGACAUUCAGUUCUACUUCGGCAAAGCUUUCCGCACACUCCAGCGAACGCAACGAGACAUGACGCGGAAGAUCACAGACAAGCUGUCAGCAUACAUCCAAGAAUGCUUGUCGAAGCGAGCACUCCGAGCAUUACUGAGCAAGCCCAUAUCGGUACAGAGUGUCUCUGCGUACUUUCAGCGCAAUCGUCCGGCGCCAGCAUCAAAUGUCCCGUCCGAAGGCGAAAUCAUCAAUGCUCUUCGCCCUCUUUUCAACUACUUCGACGACAACUUCGCCAUCAUGAAUCAAACACUGACUUCAGACGCCAUGCUUGCCGUCAUGACACGACUAUGGAAGGAAGUCCUCGGUACUAUCGAGUCCCUCCUGGUUCCACCGCUCUCAGACAAGCCAUCCGCCCAAAAGCCUCUGUCACAACAGGAGCUCGACGUCGUCUUCAAAUGGCUACAGUCCCUGUUUGAUUUCUUCCACGCAGUCGACGAAGACAGCGGCGAAGCCAAUGGCGUGCCGAUGAACGUGCUCAAGAAUCCCAAAUACCACGAAAUCAACACGCUCAACUUCUUCUACUUCGAGACUACCGAAAACCUCGUCCGGACAUCCGAACGGAUGGCCUCUGCCACUGCCGCAAAUGCAGCGCACAACCGACAACGCCUCUCCGCGCCAGCUCAGCUCGGACAUGGCUCUGGGUUUGGUGGUGGCCUGACUCCUAAAUCAAUCGCAGGCACGCGUCGUGCGAAAUCGAUUAUGGUCUCGCGGAAUCUGGGAACGAUGCGCAAAGCGAAAGAGGAGAAGUGGAAGGCGGCGCAGGCGGAGCCGAGCGAUGAUAUGAUACUGAGGAUAUUGAGGAUGAGGAGUGAGGCGAGUGGGUACUUGAGAGAUAGGAGUCGGCAGAAGGAGAGGCUGGCUGCCGCAGCGGCUGCGGAGGCGAUUGUGCGGAUGAGUUUGAUGAGUGAUGGGAGGGGAGGGAGGAUGACUGGGCCGAGUGUCAUUCGAAGGUAG